Messenger RNA from Lethenteron reissneri (Far Eastern brook lamprey), 4588 nucleotides. RefSeq names its product plasminogen-like. Gene Ontology annotation, molecular function: serine-type endopeptidase activity; signaling receptor binding. Lineage: Eukaryota; Metazoa; Chordata; Hyperoartia; Petromyzontiformes; Petromyzontidae. The record is from RefSeq and is a predicted model, not a curated record. Gene Ontology annotation, biological process: proteolysis.
CUCUAGAUGAAUCUUCAUCUCGGAGCUGGGCUCUGCUACAGGCAAAAUGCAUUGGCAGAUCCUCUCCUCCUUGCUCUGUCUCUUCACAUUUGAAACUUGGAGCGCCGCGCAAGAUCUCACGAGCAAACUUCAAGCGUAUAAAUUAACUCCAGACUCGAGCCUUCAAUCUAUCACACAGCUGUCGUAUGUCAUUGAGACUUGGGAAAAGUGUGCCAAAGUGUGCAAUGCCGAAACCACGUUCACUUGCAGGGCAUUUGUAUACGAUGUGGAAAGUAACCACUGCGCCACCUUGCCAGUCAACAGCCUCAUGAAAACAGCCAUUGCCAAACCUGGCUCCUCACUCUACGAGAAAAUCGUUUAUUUGCAAGACUGCAUGGUGGGCCUUGGCAUUUCCUACAGAGGAACGGUCUCCAAAACAACAUCGGGACGCCAGUGCCAAUUCUGGAGCACGAACAAGCCACACCGCCCCAACUUCACGCCUUGGACUCACCCCGAGUUAGGGCUAGAGGAUAAUUUCUGCAGGAAUCCGGAUCACGGCGUGUCAGGGCCCUGGUGCUACACCACCGACCCAGCCCGGCGGUGGGAGGUCUGCGGUGUGCCUGCCUGCCGGGAUCCGUCUCAGCCAAACACACAAAACUGUUACCAGUGCUCCGGGGAAGAUUAUCAGGGAAAUGUUUCUCAAACGCAAUCGGGGAAAGAAUGCCAGCGAUGGGACUUUCAAUCUCCACACACUCACAGUUUCACAGCCAACAGAUUCCCGGGCAACGACAUGAGGCACAAUUUCUGCCGGAACCCGGACGGGCAGCCGAGGCCCUGGUGUCUCACCACAGACCCACUGCUGCGCUGGGAGCUCUGCGCGGUUCCCAAAUGCCAGCAUGUGCCUGCGAUGCUGCCGGCCGUGAAUUCCUCGCAGCGGUGCGUGGAGGACAGUGGGGCGAGCUACCGAGGCACCCAGUCCACCACUCGCUCGGGCAAGCAGUGCCAAGCCUGGAGCUCCCAGUACCCUCACAAGCAUGGAGUAAUGCCGGAGAGUUACCCUUGCAGGGGCUUGGAGGAAAAUUUCUGUCGGAACCCGGACGGAGCGGCCUCGCCGUGGUGCUACACGAUGGACCCCAGCUCACGCCUCGAGUUCUGCGACAUCCCAAAGUGCCGCGACUCCCACCGAACCCUGACAGAGGCCGGGCGGGGACCCCUGCCCCCCCUGCUCCCACAGCCGCCUCUUGCCCCCCUGCCCCCUCGGCCCUCCCUGCCCCCACGGCCGCCUCUCGCCCCCCUGCCCCCACGGCCGCCUCUCGCCCCCCUGCCCCCUCAGCCCUCCCUGCCCCCACGGCCGCCUCUCGCCCCCCUGCCCCCUCGGCCCUCCCUGCCCCCAGAGCCGCCUCUCGCCCCCCUGCCCCCAUGGCCGCCUCUCGGCCCCCUGCCCCCACAGCCUUCCCUGCCCCCAGGGCUGCCUCUCGCCCCCCUACCCCCCCUGGCUCCACUGCCGGCGCUGCCUCACCUCGACGUCCCACAGAGUGAGCAGGAGGAGUGCAUGCAUUGCAACGGAGGGGGCUAUCGAGGGAGAGUGUCUCGCACGGAGUCUGGGCGAGAAUGCCAGCACUGGGCGGCACAGAGUCCUCACCAACACAACCACACGCCGGACAGGUUUCCCGACAAAGAUCUGCGGAGCAACUACUGCCGAAACCCCAACCUGGAGCCUCGGCCGUGGUGCUACACCACAGACCCCAGCGUGCGCCUUGAGGCCUGCACCAUUCCCCGCUGCAAUACGCCGCCACCAACGACCUCUACCAGCACCGUGUGCGCCAGAGGCCGUGGGGAGGGCUACCGGGGCUCCAGGACGGUGACUCUCUCGGGGAAAUGGUGUCAGCGGUGGGACUCGCAGUUCCCGCACAGGCAUAGCCGCACCCCAGAGAACUACCCCUGCAGCGGGCUGCAGGAGAACUUCUGCCGCAAUCCGGACGGGAACAAUGGCACCUGGUGCUACACGGUCAGCGCGGCGCUGCGCUGGGAGUACUGCGACGUUCAGCCCUGCCGCCCCGCCGCGCCGGAGCCGCCGUCGCCGCCGCACGACCCCCGCGAACCAGUGCCGUCUCUGGUGCCGAGGCCACCGUGGCCUGCUGAAGACUCCCAGCCACUGUGGCCGCAGGGAGGGCCGGGCCUGCCACAACUCCCCGGCUCGCCGGCCCAUGUUGCCCCGGGGCUUCAUCGUUGCGGCGUCGCUGCCGCGGCUCUGUCCGAUUGCCGCCAGCGAAUCGUUGGGGGCUGCGAGGCUCGGCCCCACUCGUGGCCCUGGCAGAUCAGCCUGCGAGUCAAGCUCACGGCCUUCAGCCGGGACUACUCACACGACUGCGGCGGAGCCCUCAUCACCCCUGAGUGGGUCAUCACGGCGGAGCACUGCGUCAAGCGGCCUGCAUACCUCAUGAAGGUUUACUUGGGAGCACACAAGGACAACGACCCUGAGCCGUCAUGGCAGACGGCGUCCAUCUCGAGGAUCGUGGUCGAACCCGGUCACGCGGACAUCGCACUCAUCAAGCUCUCCAGCCCGGUGAGGAUGACGGAUCAGGUGAACACCGUCUGCCUGCCGGAGCGUGACCAACAGCUGGUGCAUGGCACAAUGUGCUACAUCACGGGGUGGGGGAAGACCAAAGGAACUGGGAACGAGGGAGUGCUGAAGCAGGCCUUGCUGCCCAUCAUCUCCCGAGACGUCUGCAACCGCGAGGAGUUCCUCAACAACCGCGUGCCGCACACGCAGCUCUGCGCUGGCUACGAGCAGGGCGGCACCGACUCCUGCCAGGGAGACAGCGGAGGCCCCCUGGUGUGCAUGCAGGCCGAGCGCUGGGUGCUGCAGGGAGUGACGUCGUGGGGCAUCGGCUGCGGAGACGUGGGAAAACCCGGCGUGUACACGCGCACGGCUCCCUUCAUGUUGUGGAUCGAGCGCGUCAUCAACCAGUAGGGUCCACCCCCCCCACCCCCCGCGACCACACUUGGCACUACCAGACUCCCAGGGGCUGGUCCCAAAGCACGAAAGCCCCAUCACCUGGCACACUUGGUAUUGGCACUAUCGUUGUUACACCAGGGGGUUAUUAUGAAGGAAGGCGCCAAGCUUUCUGUAGUUUCAGAGUCUGCUGUAAUUUCACAGCAGGAGGCAAUGUCGCCACUGCGUGUGAUCACAACUGAGUAAUGGGCAGUGUCAUUUUUGCGAAUGAAAAAUGUGGACCGUGACGCCGGCACAAAUGGCUGCACUCGUCUCGAACGACGUCGGGGGAUCUUUAACCUCCACUUCGAAGCGGACAGCGCAGAGUAUUUUUUUUAUGGAUAAUAAACUUUUUGCAAGGAAUCAAGUCUGCAUUAACCACACGUACUUGUGGUGAACAUGCAAACAAACAUGCUCUGAUAAUAUAUGCAUUGUCUUUGAAACUGAUUGACCUACACCAGACAGCCUUCUUUAGGGCCUUGUCUCACCAGUGUCAAACCUAUUUUUUUUCAUACUUUGAUAUUGGCAUUUUGUAGCUUCUCACCCCGAGCUAUGAAUGCUCUCAUAGUGCAUUGUCUUUGUACUGUUCGCCUUUUGGUGUUCUCUGGUCUGACACUGGUGAGAUGAGGCCCUAAAGAAGGCUGUCUCUGGUGUCGGCCAGUUUCAAAGACGAUGCAAAUAUUAUCAGAGCAUGUUUGUUUGCAUGUUCACCACAAGGACGUAUGGUUAAUGCAGACUUGAUUCCUUGAAAAAGGUUUCUAUAUAGGUGUUUGAACAUCUUAACACCUUUUGAUUUAAAGCUUUCGUGACUGCAGGGAUUCAUAUGCUACGUGACUUUACCGAAAGAACCAAUAAUAUCUUAACACCUGUUUUAUUGCCAGAAAGGGUAAAACCUAUUCUUAUUUUUUCAUGCUUUGAAACUGGCAAAAAAGGUCCCAUUUUGAUAAUAAACCUGGUAGUAAUAACCGGGGCGGCCUGCCUAAUUCAAAACCACCGAACCUCUACAACAAGCGUCGAACAUUUACAAACGCCGUUAUAUUUCAGUGACAGUCCAUGAGAAUGAACGAGGAAGUGACUCACGUUUGCGAGCACAACUUCAUAUUGUGCCCUAGGGGAUGGUAGCGCUCGAUGUUGCUGUUUUAGUCUUGGGCAAUUGUUGGUAUUGUUGGUUCUGGCUGCCCCUUCCCGCACGUUCGUGCAAACUCGACAGCGGUGUUCCAAUUAUAAGCUACAUGAACAGCGCCGCUAAAUACAAGUUCAUAAUUAUUGUUAUUUGUUGCUGUUUGAUUUAAUAUGCUGUUUGAUUUUUAUUGUCAACAAUAUAUGUAUUCAUUUAACAUGCAUACAUUUUGAUUGUGAUCGUGGCUGCCAUUUUCCUGAGGGCUUGUGGGAACUGACGUUGCGGGGUGUGUGACGUGGGUUCAAGCUGGGCGUUACGGUGUGUCAGGUGGGUACAAGCUGAACGUUGCGGGGUGUGUCACGUGGGUACAAGCUGGGCAUUGCGGGGUGUGUGACGUGGGGACAAGCUAGGCAUGAGCUGCCCUUCACACGCACAGACACCACGUGCAGCACAACGGCAACGAGGCAAUGCACACAGAAUAAAACAACGGGAAU